Arabidopsis thaliana (thale cress) is the source of this 346-nucleotide messenger RNA. Its product is annotated as Plant thionin family protein. Bases 54 to 320 code for a protein of 88 amino acids. The transcript is spliced from 2 exons. The record is from RefSeq and is marked reviewed. NCBI's taxonomy places the organism in Eukaryota, Viridiplantae, Streptophyta, Magnoliopsida, Brassicales, Brassicaceae.
GAAAAAUAGAUAAUACAAAGUUUGCUUUUGUAUGAUUCUUAAACGACCAAAAGAUGAAGAAAUGGAGUGCAAUAGUCGUGAUAAUGAUGAUGGUGAUUGUUCUGGUGGCAGUAGAAGCAAAAGGGACUCAAAAAGAUUGGAUUCGCUGUUUUCGCAAGUGUUCAAAGCCUUGUGGCGACCACGAUGGUAAUUGCUUUGUACGUUGCAAAAUCAAAUGCGGUGGCCCAAACCCGCCUCAUGGCUCUUCUGGCCCUCCACAUAGUUCCUCAAGAAUCUCGCAUGAGACGACAUCUAGGGAAGUUUUCGGAAGAAGACUAUGAUAUAAUUAAAUUUCCGUAGAAGAUUU